Messenger RNA from Prunus armeniaca (apricot), 1653 nucleotides. The record is from the annotation of a GenBank genome assembly. Lineage: Eukaryota; Viridiplantae; Streptophyta; Magnoliopsida; Rosales; Rosaceae.
AUGCUCUUCUCCCACAUCCCGGAACCCAACGACUACGCUUUCAACGUCAUGAUCCGUGGCCUUACCACCACAUGGCAUAAAUACCAACUUACUCUUGAAUUCUAUUACCAAAUGAAGUCUUUGUGUCUGAUGCCCAAUAAUUUUACGUACCCUUUUGUGUUCAUUGCGUGCGCGAAUUUGGUUGAGUUGAAUCAUGGGCGUGCAGCCCAUUCGUCGGUGUUUAAGACUGGAUUGGAUAAGGAUGGACAUGUGACUCACUCUUUGAUUACCAUGUAUGCUAGGUGUGGUAAAUUGGGUUUUGCACGGAAGGUGUUUGAUGAAAUUUGUCAAAGGGACUUGGUUUCAUGGAAUUCGAUGAUUUCCGGGUAUUCCAAAAUGGGGUAUGCGGGUGAUGCUGUGCGGUUGUUUCAGGAAAUGAGGGAUGAGGGGUUUGAGCCUGAUGAAAUGAGCUUGGUGAGCAUUCUUGGAGCGUGCGGGGACCUGGGUGAUUUGAGUUUGGGGAGGUGGGUGGAGAGUUUUGUUGUUGAGAAUAAGUUGGAGCUAAAUUCAUAUGUUGGGUCUGCGUUAAUUGGUAUGUAUGGAAAGUGUGGUGAUUUGUCCUCGGCGAGGAGGGUCUUUGAUAGUAUGAAGAAAAAGGAUCGAGUCACCUGGAAUGCCAUGAUAACAGGGCAAUUGACUCUCGAGCCUGGUCAAUAUUCCCCUUACAGCAACUGGUAUGCUCAAAAUGGAAUGUCCGAUGAAGCAAUGGUGCUUUUUGAUGACAUGAAAGAGAGAGGUGUUAAUCCUGACAAAAUUACUUUGGUUGGAAUGUUGUCUGCAUGUGCCUCGAUCGGUGCCCUAGAUUUGGGGAGAUGGAUUGACAUAUAUGCAUCCGAAAGGGGCAUACAACAGGACAUUUAUGUCGGCACUGCAUUAAUUGACAUGUAUGCGAAGUGUGGGAGUUUAGCCAAUGCACUAAGAGUUUUUGAAGAUAUGCCCCAGAAAAAUGAGGUCUCAUGGAAUACCAUGAUAUCUGCCCUUGCUUUCCAUGGGAGAGCACAUGAAGCAAUAUCCCUAUUCAAGAGCAUGACAGAAGGUGCUGGGGCUACUCGGCCAAAUGACAUCACAUUUGUGGGAGUGCUUUCUGCAUGUGUACAUGUUGGAUUAGUGGAUGAGGGCCGUCAAUUUUUUAAUUUGAUGAGCUCGUCAUUUGGGCUGGUCCCGAAAGUAGAGCAUUACUCUUGCCUGGUUGACCUUUUGUCACGUGCAGGACUUGUACAUGAAGCUUGGGACUUCAUUAAGAAAAUGCCUGAAAAACCAGAUGAAGUUGUACUGGGGGCAUUGCUUGGUGCCUGUAAGAAAUGUAAAAAUGUAGAUGUCACUAAGCAGGUAGUGCAGCUGCUUCUCGAAUUAGAGCCUUCAAACUCAGGAAACUAUGUUAUCUCAUCAAAGAUAUACGCAAAUUUAAAAAUGUGGGAUGAGUCAGCAAAGAUGAGAGUGUUGAUGAAACAGAGGGGUGUCAGCAAGACUCCUGGUUGUAGCUGGAUUGGGAAUGAGCAUCAACUUCAUGAGUUUCACUCGGGUGAUGGUUCAAUAGAAAUUCUUCAUUUACUUAAGUUAUUAUACGAGGAUCUGAAGAAUGAAGGUUACAUUCCAAACAUUAAUUCUGUCUAG